AUGCUCGAAACUCAGAUCUCGCAAAUAGCUCAAACACCGGCUGCACAAACUACACAUGGAGGACAGUUCCCUGGACAAACUCAACCCAAUCCUAAAGGGGAAGCAAACGCCAUUACCUUAAGAAGCGGAACCACUUAUGAUGGACCUAGAAACCCAACAUUGAGCGCACCCAAAAAACCUGAGGAAAAUGUCGUGCCCACAGACCAAGUAGAGAAACCAGAGGAAUAUAUAAAACAACCAAACCAAGGGGUAGAUACAAAAGACAAUAAUUACACACCACCACCGUAUAAGACAUCAAUUCCAUAUCUGCAGAGACUUAAGAAAACCAAGAUGGAAAGUCAAUACCUAAAAUUUAUCAAGGUGAUAGAAAAAAUUCACGUAGAAAUCCCUUUUACAGAAGCAAUCACCCAAAUACCAUCAUACACUAAAUUCUUAAAAGACAUCUUGCCUAACAAGCGCAGACUCGACGAUCAUAAACCCUUAGAAUGCCAUUUCAUCUCCGAGAAUAAACUUGCCAAGAAAGAUAAAGACCUCAAAAGUUUUUCCAUUUCGUGCAUCCUAGGAAAUCAUAUGAUCGAUAAAGCUUUCUUAGACUUAGAAGCAAGCAUAAGUUUAAUGCCUUUGGCAGUUUGCAAGAGGUUAAACUUACGAGAACUUCAUCCGACUAAAAUGUCCUUACAAUCAGCUGAUAGAUCUGUCAAAUACCCUAUAGGCAUAUUAGAAGAUAAAACAGUUAAAAUAGGUCAGUUAUAUAUUCCGACUGAUUUCGUAGUAAUGGAUAUUAAUGAAGAUGAAGAAAUUCAAAUUCUCUUAGGAAGACCAUUCUUGUCAACAGCCGGAGCCAUAAUAGACGUUAAGAAAAGAAAACUAACAUUCGAAGUAAGAAAUGAGAGGAUAGAAUUCAUCCUCUUAAAGUUUCUCAUGGCACCGGUGAUAGGAGAUGCAUGCUAUACAAUCGAUAUCAUUGAUGAAUGCAUAAAUGAACUUGAGCGAGAUGAAUCCUUAAUUAAACUACCUUCAACCCCCAUCUUAGAGGAUGAUGGAUUCAAGAGUAUGAAACCCUACAUUGAUGGCAACCUCUUUAAAUGUUUAGCUCUUACACCAGACCAUAUGCCGUGUCCUAAAAAGCCAUUUUUAGAACUUAAAGAAUUACCCAAGAAUCUAAGAUAUGAGUUUUUGGAUGAAGACAUGAAUCGCCCUGUUAUAAUUAAUGCCAUUCUGAACCAAAAAGAAACAAAUCAGCUCUUGGAUAUCUUGCAAAAAUGUCCCUCGGCAUUAGCUAUAAAAUCUCUGACUUAA
Messenger RNA from Vicia villosa (hairy vetch), 1299 nucleotides. RefSeq lists its product as uncharacterized. Gene Ontology annotation, molecular function: aspartic-type endopeptidase activity. Gene Ontology annotation, biological process: proteolysis. Bases 1 to 1299 code for a protein of 432 amino acids. Lineage: Eukaryota; Viridiplantae; Streptophyta; Magnoliopsida; Fabales; Fabaceae. The record is from RefSeq and is a predicted model, not a curated record. The transcript has a single exon.